CGGGACCACUGCCCCGCUAUAAAGUUGGAGACUUGGUGCAGGUACGGAAAUCUGCGCACUCCUCCAAGAUCCACCCGCGCUACACAGGCAUUUACGAGGUAACGGAAGUUGGCGCACAGGGACAGCACUCCGUGAAGCUGAUUCCCCGUCACAACUCCCAAGCCCGACCGCUGACACGGCACGCUGCCGCGCUUCGGCCCUUCCAGCCAUCACUAGGUCCUAUACGGACCCCCGCUCCUGCGAGAUCAUCCUCUCCUUCUUUGUCUUCCUCCUCUUCCCGAUCUGCCUCGUCCAUUGGUGUAGAGAGUUUUAGGGAGCAGGAUGAACCAUCGCCAGCCGGAGCAUGAGCCCCUCGAGCAUUUCCAGACGCCGCUUGCAGAUCGCUUGUUGCGGCAUCAGUUCAAUGAGGAGAGGCAGUUGCGAUAUGACAUUCAGCAGGUGAACGUGCCAGCGCCCGGGGUUGCUGAUCUGGCAACGUACUCGUUGCUUUGUGAUCGACUGACGUACGCAGGGGUGUACGUGGACGUAACGCAGUUGCCGGGGCGGGAGACGACCCGAGUGUUCAUCGAGUUUCGGGCGCUCCAGGUGGCACCCAACUUCGUGCAUAGCGUUGACACCUUCAUCGGAGACUUGACGACCUUGGCGCCGCCGAGUCGGGAGCUGGCGCGGAGUUUUCUCACGGAGGGCCCCUAUCCUAUGCGCGAGUUCUCGGAGUAUUUGGUGGAGCUAACUGACGUGGAGCCGCUGCCCUUCGCAGACGAAGACGUGUGGGAGUUGCACCGUGCGCUUUGCAAGUCGGUGGCGUUGGGGAUGUUCCGGUUCUUCGUGGAUCCCGAAGACCACUGCAUCGAAGAGCACGUCGUCGUCUACUACGUCAUCACGUGGCCCAAGCGAGCGCAGAAGGAGGGGAUGGUGGCGCUGUACCCAUUCGCCCAGCUCCAGACGAUCGAUCCGGGACUGUUGGAGCUCAUCCAUCUUGAGCUCCUCUCCAUUGCGCAGGUGAUCGCGAGCGAGGAAGAGGAGAUCCAGCCCCGAUUGCGGACGCCGACGGCCCCGCGGAGAACGUACAACGUGGUCGUCAUCCCGGAUUACAUUGCGCAGCGCGCGGAGAGGUUGGAGGACUUCCCGGAGGAAAAUCCGUUGCGGACUCCCUCGUCGUAUCCCAGACCGGCGCCACCAAAGGCCCCCAAGAAGACGCCAAAGAGGAAGAGAAGCCACCCGUCGCCAGGAGCGCAAGGUAGCAGAAUCGGUGGCGGCGAGGAGGUGAUUCAGCCCGUGCGUACGCGGAAUCUUGACCCCGUGCUUGGGAGUGCAGCGACGCUUGUUAAGGAGACUGUCGUGCCAUCGCCGCCCUUUCCGCGCGUGCCCGAUCUCAAUCUUGAUGGAGCCGGGCCAUCAGCAGCAGCAGGAGCCGGAGGAGGGAGCCGAAUGGGAUUACCGGAUCCCUUAUCCAGCCCCCCCGUCCUCGCGGGACAGGUGGAUUUCAUGGUGGAGCCCACCACCAUCCGACUCGAGGCCAUCGCGGGGGCGCCGCGCCCUGAUCCGGCGUGGGAGCCAUAUCUGACACCCCCUUUUCAAGGGUGUAUUGCUGCGCGACUGGCUGAGACGCUCAUCUACGAGACCGGGCAGCGUCCCAAUGUGAUGUACCACUUCCUUGCCUUCGCGGCGCAGAAGCAAGAACGGCGGCCUUACACCGAGACUCACGUGGUAAUGACGGGUCCAGGGCCCCGAUCGGUGCGCAAGCGGGUGGUGCGAGCAGUGGCGGAUCUGGCGCCACGUGUCCUGUCUCAUGUGUCGGGGGCCUUCCUCUAUCCCUUGUUCGUCCGACACCACUUCCAUGAGGAGGAUGCGCCGACGACUCCCGCGGCAAUGGCCGCUUUUCUUCCACCUAUUCUGCCCCCUCUCAAUACCGAUAUCGAUCACUUCCUCUGAUCACCCUCGUCUACCUCUCCCCUCUUCUCUCCUUCUCCUUCUCUUCAUCAUCUUCCUCCCCUAUACCCAAAGUUCGCACGUCAAGACCCGC
Molecule: messenger RNA, 2023 nt
Organism: Chara braunii
Lineage: Eukaryota; Viridiplantae; Streptophyta; Charophyceae; Charales; Characeae
Source: the annotation of a GenBank genome assembly